GCCGGGAUUGCGUGGGGGGGGGCCCGCGAGCAAGGACCGCGGCGGCCGGCAGCUGCUCUCUUAGUAAUACUUUCUUUUUAGUUUUUUCCUCCCCCCCCCCCUUUCCUUUCAUAUUUAAAACUAGUGAAAUCACUUGUCGGGAUGUGAAGUUUCCCCUUUCUGCCGAUGGAGUGGAGUUCACCGCGCGUGUCCGUUCAUGAAAGAUUUAAAACUUUUUCCGUCUCUCCCGUGCGCGAGAGUCCGUCCGCCUGUCCGUCGUCAGCCCGGCCGGCCGCCUGCCUCCUCUCCUGCCCGGCCCGUGGGGCUUUUGUCCCCACGCUUUCACUGCUUUAGUUCAACUGUCUAUCUCUGCCCGGACUUUUUGACGGAGUUGUGCGCUUUUUUUUAAACUAAGUCUCCCGCAGCUGUGUUUUGUCUAGUGAUUCGAGAAGACCCAGCGAGCGAGCCAGCGCCCCACCAAACUUUUCUCCCGCCGGGAGAGACGCGGAUUUCAGCCGAAGGAGCAGGAGAGGCCCGGGGAUCCCGUGCGGAAGCAUCCCUUCAGUUUUAAUAAAUCCGUGUAAGCGCUCCGGGCAGGGCCGAAGGAUAUGUGGAGGGGCAGAGCCGGCUGUAGGAGCGGCGCAGAGUCCCGCUGAAGGAAGAGUUCUUCUCCUCUGUUCCUGGGACCUUCAACCCUGACCACAGAGAGCUCUAAUCCCAUUGGAUCUGUGUGGUGAUCUUAACACUGUUUUCUGGAGGACUGCUCACAGAAUUCAUCUCAGGGGAUAGAGUGAACCACUCCUGUACUCACUGUAAAUAGCCUCACGCCUCCUCGGGGUUUCUGCCAAACACCCUGUUGCUGAACCUACGACCAAGAUGACGGGCGCCUCGGUGAAGGUGGCAGUGAGGGUGCGGCCCUUCAACUCUCGCGAAGUCAGUCGAGGUGCCAAAUGUGUUAUUCAGAUGCAGGAUAACUCUACCUGCAUCUCCAACCCUAAGCAGCCCAAAGAGAUGCCCAAGAGUUUCACUUUUGACUAUUCCUAUUGGUCACACACCACGCCAGAGGACCCAGGCUUCGCCUCCCAGCGGCAGGUAUACCUGGACAUCGGCGAGGAGAUGCUGAGGCACGCCUUCGAGGGCUACAAUGUCUGCAUCUUUGCCUAUGGACAGACAGGAGCGGGCAAGUCCUACACCAUGAUGGGCAAACAGGAGCCUGGGCAGCAGGGAAUCAUCCCCCAGCUCUGCGAGGACUUGUUUAAGCGCACAGUGGACAACGCAAGCCCUGACCUGUCCUUCUCUGUUGAGGUGUCCUACAUGGAGAUAUACUGCGAGCGUGUACGGGACCUACUAAACCCCAAGAGCAAGGGGACACUCAGAGUGAGGGAGCACCCCAUCAUGGGACCCUACGUGGAAGACCUGUCCAAGCUGGCUGUCACCAGCUUCCAUGACAUUGCCGACCUUAUGGACUGCGGCAAUAAGGCCAGAACGGUGGCUGCGACCAACAUGAACGAGACAAGCAGCCGCUCUCACGCAGUCUUCACCAUCGUCUUCACCCAGAAACGCCACGAUCAGAUGACCAACCUGGACACGGAAAAGGUCAGCAAGAUCAGCCUGGUUGACCUGGCAGGAAGUGAAAGAGCAGAUUCCUCUGGAGCAAAGGGCAUGCGGUUAAAGGAAGGAGCAAACAUCAAUAAGUCCCUCACUACUCUUGGGAAGGUCAUCUCCACUCUUGCCGAAAUGCAAAACAGCAAAAAAAAGAAAUCUGACUUCAUCCCCUACCGGGACUCUGUGCUGACUUGGCUGCUGAAGGAGAACUUAGGGGGGAACUCCCGCACCGCCAUGAUCGCUGCCCUCAGUCCAGCCGACAUCAACUAUGAGGAGACCCUCAGCACUCUCCGGUAUGCAGACCGGGCCAAACAGAUCCGCUGCAAUGCGAUCAUCAACGAGGAUCCCAACGCCCGGCUGAUCCGUGAACUGAAGGAGGAGGUGAACCGCCUCAGACAGCUGCUCUUCUCCCAGGGACUGAGUUCAGAGAUCCUCACGGCAGCUGGCUAUGAGGUGAACAACAACACACAGGGGACUGGUGGGGGUGUAGCCACUCUUGCUCUGAACCCCAGCGCAGACAAUACCGGUUCGAAUAUCUCCCAGCAGCAGGCUGCCCCUGGCUGUGAUCCCACCCCCGACAACGAGACCCAUGUGUACCCAGACCAUCAAGAGGCCAUCACCAAGGAAGAGGCUGUUGAGAGGCUGGAGGAAACUGAGAAAAUCAUAGCAGAGCUCAACGAGACAUGGGAGGAAAAGCUCAGGAAGACAGAGUCUAUCCGACUAGAGAGGGAGUCUCUGCUGGCAGAGAUGGGUGUGUCAAUUCGUGAGGAUGGGGGCACAGUUGGAGUUUUCUCCCCUAAAAAGACACCUCACUUGGUGAAUCUGAACGAGGACCCCCUGAUGUCUGAGUGUCUGUUAUACUACAUCAAGGAAGGGGUGACCAGGGUGGGUCAGAAGGACGUGGACAUCCGUCUGAGUGGCCAAUUCAUCAAAGAGCAGCACUGUGUCUUCCACAGCUGCAUUAAUGACAGUGGGGAAGUGGAAGUGACCCUGGAACCUCUGCAGGGGGCCGAGACGUACGUCAAUGGGAAGCAGAUCACAGAGCCUGUGGUGCUGAAACAAGGUAACCGCAUCGUGAUGGGCAAGAACCACGUGUUCCGGUUCAACCACCCAGAGCUGGCCCGGCUGGAGCGUGAGCGCACUGCCACCACGGAGCAGCAGGGGGAGCCAGCAGACUGGAACUAUGCACAGAAAGAGCUGCUGGAGAAGCAGGGCAUCGACAUCAAGUUUGAGAUGGAGAAGAGACUGCAGGACCUUGAGACUCAGUACCGUCGGGAGAAGGAAGAAGCAGAUCUGCUCCUGGAACAACAGAGACUGUACGCCGACUCCGACAGCGGGGACGACUCAGACAAGCGGUCCUGCGAGGAGAGCUGGAAGCUUAUUUCCUCCUUGAGAGAGAAGCUGCCAGCCAACAAGGUGCAGUCUAUCGUGAAGCGCUGUGGGCUGCCGAGCAGCGGAAAGAAGCGGGAGCCCCUGCGUGUUUACCAGAUCCCGCAGCGCCGCCGCAUCAGCAAAGACCCCCAGCGUGUCACCAUGGAUGACCUGAAGAUGCAGGCUGUGAAAGAGAUCUGCUAUGAGGUGGCGUUGGGUGACUUCCGCCACUCGCGCCAGGAGAUCGAAGCACUCUCCAUUGUCAAGAUGAAGGAACUGUGCCGCAUGUAUGCCAAGCGGGACCCGCAGGAGCGCGAUAGCUGGCGCGCCGUGGCACGGGACGUGUGCGAGACGGUGGGCAUUGGGGACGAGCUAGGCAGUGUGGAUGGGGGAGGGGGUAACGGCAGCGAAGGGCCUGCAAUGGGUGACCUGAAGGCCCACAUUGACAAACUGACAGACAUUCUUCAGGAGGUGAAGCUGCAGAACAAUAUGAAGGACGAAGAGAUUCGUGCACUGCGGGAUCGCAUGGUGAAAAUGGAGAGCAUCAUACCCAACAUUGGGCCGCAGGACGAGUGUGACCUGGAGGAUGAAGAAGAUGGUGAGAGGAACAGCGGGCAGAACGGGGAGCCCAACGGCUCCUUUGAGGACCUCACCGUGGAAGAGCGCGUGAGCCGGCUCAUGGAGGAGGACCCCGCCUUCCGGCGUGGCCGCCUGCGCUGGCUGCGGCAGGAGCAGAUACGCUUGCAAAACUUGCAGCAACAGCAGAUCACCAAGCGGCUGCGUCGUGGAGGGGCUGUGGCCGGGGCCACGGGGACAGGGCCUCCCUUCCUGCCUGGGAUGGGCCGCUUCAUCCCCCCACAGGAGUGCAAGCUGCGCUUCCCGUUCAAGAGCAACCCCCAGCACCGUUACUCCUGGGGCCCUGCCACUGCCUUCAUGCAGGGCCUGGGCAAUGGUGAGGACACCCAGGGGGGCGGCCAGGAGAAUCCCCAGGGAGGCGGGGACACAGAGGUCCCUGAUGGAUCCAACGAUGCACCUUCGCCUUCCCCUCUGCCGCCAGCCUCCAGUGUGGCUCCUCAAAUGCCCCUCCUUCCAACCCCCUUCCAGAUGCCCAUGCCUCUGCCUAUGAUUCUGGGGCCUGGGGGCGGGGGCCAGCCCCACAUACGCAGCCCCAGCCCACACCGGCCUUGGCAGCAGCGAAACUACGGCAACAACCACCAUGGCAACCAGCACCACUUUCCGCAGCAGCAGCAACAGCAGCCUCCGUCCCGACACUACCGGCGCAACUCCCUUGACAGCUCGACCGCUCAGAACCUCAUCCAGAACCACAGAUUCCAGGGCAGACCGCGCUACCGCCACCAGUCCCCUGGGCCAGGUCCCCAGGGGCGAGACUCGCCCCCCUUCUUCCGAGAUGGCUGCUAUCAGAGCCAGCGCAAGCCCGGACCCCAUUACCAUCACCCUUAUCACAACCAGCAGAGAGGUGGGGCCAGCUACAUGCCUGACGGGGGGCCGGCCCCCUCAAGGAACCACAGCCCUCAGGAGCAUCCUGCUGGGAGCGAGGUCCCACAGUUUCCAGGGUACACCACCCCGCCACGCAUGCGCCGGCAAUUCAGCGCUCCAGAUCUGAAGAGCAGGGAGACCCCCGUGUGAGAGAACAGAGUGCCCCUCCCAUCCCCACUGUCCUUCCCUUCACACCCUUGUUUCAGGGUUGGCGGUUUACCAUGGUCUGUCUGACCGUUGACCCAGAACUCCUGUCACUUGACAGGAAGCCGGUCGUUUUCCUCACCAUCUGAACACGCCUGAAGUGGCAUCGUAGGCACACCCUCAGACACAGCACAGUCAAACCCAAAUACACACUCAUACACACCCUUCCUCCUCCCCGGGGGACCUGCGGAGAUCGACUGGGACAAGAGAAUGCAGGACAACCAGGGUGCUGUGUCCACCUGUCCUCUGGUAAACACCCAGGCACAGCUUGCUCACCGCUCCCUCUCAUACCACUGGAAGUGUGUGUCGGGGCACCUGGACACACGCACAAGGCUAUGCCUGAACACCACACCUCGACGGUCUCAGCCUUGGAGGGCGGGGACACAUGCGCUGGUCGCACACACCCAUUCUCACAGCACGAACACACGCGGGGCCUGAAGCUACCUGCUUUAUAUUCACACUCCCAGAAUGUAUCGUGCACCAGCUCUGGAUGUCGCAGCUCUUGUACAAGCUAAUAUACUAAACUGUGGUAAUUCUGAGGGUGGAUGAGUGGCACUGCGUUGGCAUUUGCUGUCUUGCACAGAUUCUCUUUGUGUAUGUGUGUGUGUGUGAGAGAGAGAGAGAGAGAGAGAGAGAGGGAAUAAAUGUUUGUACUAGAUGCAGUUGUCCAGGAUGAACACUAGGGGGAGUAUUGGCUACUGAAAGACCCAAAGAAAUCGGUGCUGUGGGGGCCCCUGCCACUCAGCCCCCUUCAACACUGGGAGCACCUCUGACCACUGGGCUGCUUGUGUCGACUAUAAAUUGCUGUUUUUAUUUUCCUUGUUGGGAACGUUUUCAGUUUUUCAGCCGUGUUUGAGAGCCGCUCUCCUUUGAAGCUGCUGUCAGACUGCUGAGGGUUCGGGUCAUGGAACAGAUACCUUGUGGUCUGGUGGUGGCAAAGUCCCGUUCCUUACAGCUGAGCUCCUGGUACUUGAUCACAUGCAGUGGGUGGAGAAGGGACAUUGAUGACUGUUUUUGCCAUUUUUAUUUCUUUUUUUCUUUUUUUUAAUUAAUAGUUUCCAUUCUGCUGUUUCACUUUAGGAUUUACUUUGACAGGGUGGUUGGAGUGUUUAUUGAUUUAAUUUGACUAGUAAACUGUAACUGUUAGCUGUCCUGAACUCUGUUGUCAAUCUGAUCAAAUCCCUGGGCUCCUGGGGCAGAACCGAUGGUCAAGGUCACGGUUACGCAACAGACAGUACCAAUGCUGAUUAGUGCGGCAGGGUGGUCACAGCAACUUGUUUUAUAUUUACCGUGUUUUAUAUCUCUCAUUGGCCCUUGAUGUAUUUUUGUUCUGCUUUUUCAGUUUUUGAUUCUCACGCUGGGGAAGUUAAUAAAAAUCUGUCCUCCUCUAAAGGUUCGAGCUCCUCCAACAGGUCGGUGCUCAUUACUCCAGUGGGAAGAGAGAGACAGUGAGAGAAUCCAGAAUUCUGUGGUCCUCUCUUUGAUGGGAGAAGGUGCCGAACGUGACCGGAAGUCGUACUGCUCAGAGGAAAGGUUGGGAUAGACAACACUGGGCUAAGCAUAUGUAUGGGUAGUUACCACAGUGAACUUCACAGACUACAUGGUCCUGUGGGGAAAGGUCAGAGUGAAGGGAUACAGUUUGGCUGUCAGGGACAGGGCUGGGAUAGCAGUAGCGCCUUCCUCAGGGUUGUGCUGCACCUACCAAAGACUGAUAUUACCUCAAGACAAGGAAUGGAGGCUGGAAGAAACUGCAGUGGUCUACACUGGUUGCUCUUAGCAAGAGUUAGCCACUUCCCUCCAGACCUGUUACCGAGAGAAAAAGAAAAUCCUGUGGUGGCUUCUGGGAGUCGAAGCCCCCCCCCCCCACUUCGGGACCCAUCGUUUACAACACAGCGUGUGUCUCAGAGAUGAGUGUGGGAGGUGGGUUUUUUUGAAGGCAGCAGAAACACAGGUUGUGACAGGAAGUCAGUGAUUAGUGUUGGCAUCUGAGACAUGUAUCAGGAGUGGUCUGAGCAGGGAACACAGGGAACGCGGCCCAAAGGGCCUGAAUGGCGUUGGAGCAGGAACGCGUCUCGUCUUCCUGAGCACAGGCUUGGGUCAUGUGUGUAAGUCUGCAGUGGGAGAAGAGGAGGUGCAAAGCUACGUGGGUAAACAUGGCACACAGAAUGGAAACGAGGAGCUGUUCCGACCCUCUGCUAUAUUUCAGAGAAAGCUAUAAUAUCAUCUCUGAGAAGCAAAUGCUAUAUAUUACCCGAUGGUUCAUGGUGUUGACAUGUAUUUCCUGCUAUCUUAGGACAAUCUUAGUGUUCUGACCUUUUUUCUGUGCUGUUUUUUGCCAUUAUACAGCAAUGUGCUUUUGCUGCUUUUACAUAUUCUUGAGGCUUUUUAAAUUUAAUGCAUUUUCCUCUAUUUUUACCAUUGUUUUACCAUCUUUUUUGUGUCGUAAAUAUAAUUUUUAUGUUGUGCUGGUGCUACUCGGCACAUCUGGUGCAAGAAGAAAGUUGCUCCCCCCCACUCCUCCAUAGUUUAAGGGAGCUCUUUUGCUAGUUUUCAAAGCAAGUAGACAAAUUAAUAUGAAUAAUAAAGAGAAUGGUAAGUUGUAACGGCUGGUUUUAUGCUGUACUGUUUGGAAAGGAAGGUGUGACAAAGAGGGACGCUCUCAGCUCUGCACUGUCACCCGCUUGGUUCUCUGGGUUCAGCUUGGACCCAUCAGACCUUGUGCCCCAACUGCCGAGUGCUACACGAGCUGGUCUUUCUCUGUCUUGUGGGUGUUCACUCGCUCUCCAUUUCUCCUCCUCUUUAUCCAUGUUAAGGCUGGGAAGGGGCACAACCGAUGUAAAAGUUUGUGGUCACUUGAGCUUGAAACAAUACGUAAAUAAAGAAAGUAAAAACUG
Molecule: messenger RNA, 7550 nt
Organism: Scleropages formosus (Asian bonytongue)
Lineage: Eukaryota; Metazoa; Chordata; Actinopteri; Osteoglossiformes; Osteoglossidae
Gene: kif1ca
Product: kinesin family member 1C, a
Exons: 25
Coding region: 856-4602 (1248 amino acids)
Biological process (GO): microtubule-based movement
Molecular function (GO): ATP binding; microtubule binding; microtubule motor activity
Source: RefSeq, a predicted model, not a curated record